AGAGCAUGCGCAGGGUCAUUGCAGUCGUUGCAAGUCUGGCUUCCACGCGGUUGCAGUGGCUCGGCCAUGCAAUCAUCCAGCCUUCGCGCUGUAUUGGCUCCAGAGGCUUCCUGGCUCAGAUUACUUUACACUACGUGCAGCUUCGGCCGAACUGCCUCCGUCUGUUCCAGUGCCUGUCCAAGCCACCCGCUGUCGGGAUGGCGGCUCAGAAGGCACCCUGGGCCAUGUGGUUGGCGGGGGUGUCUGUUCACAGCACAGCGGUAGCCGCAUUGUCUCUCAAGGCCGACAGCGCCCUGGCGGCCCCAGAGGCAGCCGAGAGAGCCGCUGCUCGGACGGCCUCCGUCGCCCUGCUGCCGGAGACUGGCAUCUACAUGCAGAAAGGAGGCGAGUUUGUGACGUGGGGUUCAGGGAUGGACCCAGCAUCGGGAUCUGAUGCGCAAGUGUGGUAUAUGCGCAAGUGCUCUGGAACUGACGCCGCUGCCUGUUUGGGCGACGGCAGCGCCUGGACGUCUACCACCAGUGCGCUGCUCUCGGGGGACGUGGUGGCGUGGCACAACAAGCAAUCAGGCCUUGUGUAUGACUGUGCACAUGGGGGUGCACCGAUAAGCCCUACCCGCCGCCGGGCGGACACUGGGGAACACCGUACCGCAUCAUCACGUUAUCCAGUGGUUCAGCUGUCAGCGAUGGUACUCCGAUUUAUUCAAUCGUGACGAGGUGUAUUACUACGGUAUGCAAUACAGUGUUUUCACGUCGUCUCACAUUAUCGGCUGCGGAGAUUCGUAUUGCACUGGUUCGUCGUCAAAUACAAUCAGCGGGAACACGUUCAAGCUGUGUAGCUCCUACGAAUGCGCCGACGCCCUGCUGCCGGAGACUGGCAUCUACAUGCAGAAAGGAGGCGAGUUUGUGACGUGGGGUUCAGGGAUGGACCCAGCAUCGGGAUCUGAUGCUCAAGUGUGGUAUAUGCGCAAGUGCUCUGGAACUGACGCCGCUGCCUGUUUGGGCGACGGCAGCGCCUGGACGUCUACCACCAGUGCGCUGCUCUCGGGGGACGUGGUGGCGUGGCACAACAAGCAAUCAGGCCUUGUGUAUGACUGUGCACAUGGGGGGUGCACCGAUAAGCCCUACCCGCCGCCGGGCGGACACUGGGGAACACCGUACCGCAUCAUCAAGUUAUCCAGUGGUUCAGCUGUCAGCGAUGGUACUCCGAUUUAUUUAGGUGACGAGGUGUAUUACUACGGUAUGCAAUACAGUGUUUUCACGUCGUCUCACAUUAUCGGCUGCGGAGAUUCGUAUUGCACUGGUUCGUCGUCAAAUACAAUCAGCGGGAACACGUUCAAGCUGUGUAGCUCCUACGAAUGCGCCGACACAUCCACGGCCAGCCCCACGUCCAGCCCCACGGCCAGCCCAACGGCCAGUCCGACUGCCAGCCCAACGGCCAGCCCCACGGCCAGCCCCACGGCCAGCCCGACUGCCAGCCCAACGGCCAGUCCCACGGCCAGCCCGACGGCCAGUCCCACGGCCAGCCCGACGGCCAGCCCAACAGCCAGCCCCACGGCCAGCCCGACGGCAAGCCCGACCCCGAGCCCGACGGCCAGCCCCACGGUGAGCGCGACAGGUGAUCCUCACCUCACCAACCUGUUCGGACAGCGAUUCGACCUCCACAGGGAGGGAUGGCACACGCUGGUGCGGGUUCCGCGGGGCGCCCAGCGCAAUGCCGCCCUUCUAAGCGUCGAGGCGGAGGCGCGGCAGAUGGGCGCGGCGUGCGCGGACGUGUACUUCCAGUCGGUGAACCUUACGGGAACAUGGGUUCGCACCAAGGGCCGUGUCUUCAGCGCCAACAGUGUUGCCAAGAAGAAGCACCCGCGUUGGUUGCGAUACGGCAAGGUGGAGUUGAAGGUCGUGCAUGGCCACACCAAGAGUGGCAUCGUCUACCUGAAUGUAUUCGUACGCAAUUUGAAGCGUGCAGGCUAUGUCGUGGGCGGCAUCCUCGGCAUGGACGACCACACCGCGGCGGUCGCGCCCAAUCAGAAGUGCCGGAACACGAUCAGCUUGUAGACGGGCCUGAGAACGCCUCCACCACAUCAGUCGAUUUUGAGUGUGGAGGGCGUGCGUGUGUCUUUUGUGUUCUGAGACGAUCAGAGCCUGAAUGCUGGCACUAAUCCGUUCACGAUAUUGUGGUGCCAGCGGUAAGAAAAA
Molecule: messenger RNA, 2196 nt
Organism: Prorocentrum cordatum
Lineage: Eukaryota; Dinophyceae; Prorocentrales; Prorocentraceae
Source: the annotation of a GenBank genome assembly